AUGUCGUUUUGGAAUGUUGUGAAGGAUGAGAUUGUGUUGCCAUUGUCGUUCGAUCUCUGCAAAAAGGUCGGCUUGCCGGCUCCGGCGAGCUUUAUGCAGCUUCCUUCGGUGCUCCCCGCUGAGGAUAUUGCCAAGGUGGGUUGUGUGUGUAAGGAGUCGAGAGAGCUUGUUGACGAUGAGGAGUUGUGGAAGCAGUUGGUUUUAGAUGAGUUUGUUCAUGACUUGUUUUUUUCCUUAAACUUCAUGCAAAUAUAUCAAUUUUAA
Prunus armeniaca (apricot) is the source of this 264-nucleotide messenger RNA. Lineage: Eukaryota; Viridiplantae; Streptophyta; Magnoliopsida; Rosales; Rosaceae. The record is from the annotation of a GenBank genome assembly.